Hippoglossus stenolepis (Pacific halibut) is the source of this 3929-nucleotide messenger RNA. RefSeq names its product probable E3 ubiquitin-protein ligase TRIML1. NCBI's taxonomy places the organism in Eukaryota, Metazoa, Chordata, Actinopteri, Pleuronectiformes, Pleuronectidae. Gene Ontology annotation, molecular function: protein binding. The record is from RefSeq and is a predicted model, not a curated record. The coding region runs from base 2354 to 3469 and encodes 371 amino acids. The transcript is spliced from 5 exons.
UCAGAUGGUGGAGUCUUUUGACCCUCCAUACAAACACUGACUAAUGGAGCCCCGGUGAAGAAACAUGUUUUCACUGCUACAUCAUUUUAGAUUGUGCCUUGAAAGACCAUACCCCACUUUCAAGGAUAACAUGAUAACUGACCAUUUUCCAUAGCACACAUAGCCACGGUUUAUUUAAAUUAACUAAGCAACUCAUGGUGAAGGAAUUAAAAAGCUACUUUAAAUCAUCGCUCUCUGUUUCCACUUAUCUCCAUGUGUUAAUGCAGUUGUAAACACUAUUAAUUUGAACACCUCUUCCCCGGAUUGAUGCAUUCACGUGCAAGAAGAUAAAAGAUUUGGCUCACAAGUCCAAGUCUUGCAUAGUUUUGUACUAUUCCAAAGAAAUAAACUAUUUAUCCCCUUGUUUUGUUAGCAGUGCUACAAAGGAGUUAACUCUUACUAAAAACAUUCUCCACAGUUUAAGCACUGUACCACUACCAGUCAGAAUCAUGAUUAAUAGUUGUCUGCAUCAAAAUCAGUGCAGCAGAAAUCCUGCCAAAACAUGGGGCCUACGUUACCCAUAAUGCAACAUAAACCAACUUCUGGUUGGUGGUUCCGAUGUGUUUUGCUAGUAGUGGUAAAUGUAGCCUUGAGCUGUUUACUCUACACACCCAGACUUAUUUUUCAUAUUCCAGCUUGCAUUCUUCAUAUCCUAAUUGACUCUGACUUUGUGAAGCUCCUGUUAGAAGGCACAAAAUAAUGCAUACAACUCUCAUGGCGUGGAUUACAUCUUAUUACCUCAAGCAUAUGUAAUGUUUUUCCAAUUUUAAUUUCCACAUACAGUGAAAAGAACUGAUCAAUGGCUCCAAGAAUGGCAGGACAAUUUAAUAUUAUCCUCCAGACACAUUAUAAGACAUAUAAAAUACUUUGCUCGGUAUUAUAAUUUGUGUCUGAUAUGUUUUUUUCUCUACAAAAAGAAAAAUCAAUAAAUCAGGUAAGAAUUCUGUAUCUACCCCGUCUUCUUCCUAUGAAUAAGCAAAUGCACUUUAAAGAGUUCACGCAAGGUAUCUGCUACUCCACUGAGAAACCCACUGGCAGUGCAUGUGCACUGAAAGUUGCAACACAUCAAUCUUCUAUAACUUGCAUGUUGUGAUGUCACAGAAUCAUCAAAUGCAUGGGUUAAAUGCAUAAAACUGACCGUGAGAACAGAGAGUGCUGUGGAAAAUGGUCAACAGUGGUGGAAAGCCUGGUUACAUUCAUAGAGACAAUAAAGGAAAACCACACCAGGAUGGUUCUUAAAGAAACACAAAAAUAUAAUUCAUUGACUAAGUUGUCUCUGUAAUUCAAAUCAAACAUGUCAAAGUGCCAGGUCAUACAUCACUGCAUGUUCCUGAGAGCUGCAGUUUGACCUUAUUCAGCCACAAAGGAAAUUAGAGUGGAACAAUGACACUGUAUUAUAAUACAUCCUGUGAUUUUUUUGUAAAUGUUUGUAAGACGCAAUACAAUACUUACCGAGUUAGUUAGUAACAACUGAGCACUUUAAAGAGGAGGAGAAAUAACAACAGGCGAAGUAGAAAACAAAUGUUCUUUUGUCAAAUGUACAUCUAUUGAAGUUAAAUAAUGUCACAUAAGGAAAAAACUAGAACAAAGUUAGAGAAUAAUAAAACAUAGUUAAUCAUAAAUGUUUAAUCUGCAACCUAGUUACUAUUUUUUUGUUCUUUUCAAUCACACAUUAAGAUUAUGUUAUGUGGGCUGUAUUAUAAUAGUGGCUGGUCCCCUCUUUAAAAAAAACCCCAACAUAAUUACAUAAGAAAAAGGUUGGUGACACCAUUUUUUAUCAAACUUCAUUUUUGUUUCUCAUUACUGUACCUAGACAGUACUAGUACACAGACAGUAUAGUUUAUUUCCCCUCUCCUUCAAAAUGUACAGUUGCUACUCCCAAGCUCAGCAUGUGUUUUAUUCCAAGUGUCUCUAAGGAGGACUUUUGUGGUUUUUACUGUGGCCACAGAAUUACAUUGUAAAUCAUGGACUGUAUGAUAAAGUGUUUACUGAUUUUCAACUUUUAGAAUACAUGUCCCAACUCUGCACUGUGCCAGUAAUGUAAUGGCAUUGAUGGAAAAAAAAUUCAGCUUGAGAGGGUGAAAUCCUUCUGUGCUGUAUUAUGACAUGAAACCUAACCAUCAAAAUAAAGGAAAUAUACCUUUUGAUAAAACUUCAAAACAAGACCGAAGACAAGAUGGUGGUUACACUCCUGUUGGAGAAACUCCACUUUAUCUGCAUUGGGUCUCAUAAUAAACUGCUGCUGUUGCUGCGCCUCAUCCCCAAGAGUCUGACUGUAGAUCCACCCCACUGCUGUUGAACGGAGCUGUGCUGAAUGUGUGUCCAACCCUUUCUACAGGAGACAUUAGAAAAGCAUCAGGAGGGUUUAAAGAGGCAAAGAGAAGCAGUGAAAUACAGACUGAAGAAGCUGGCAGCCCGACAAUCAGAAAUCGCUAAAAAGUCCUCAGCGAUAAGGGAGAGUAUCGUGAGGAAAUAUCAGGAGAUCCAGGCCGUCCUGGACGAGGACCUGAGGAUGACCCUGUCCCACCUGGAGAUGGAGGAACGGGCUGCGGUCUCCACUCUCGAUGGACUGAUGGAGCGGAACUGUUCUCUGAUCCAGGAUAUAGAGCAGGACCUGGCCAGACUCACUGUGGCACUGGACCAGACCCUCACAUCGCCUGAUGUAACGUCUUUCUUUUCGUACCCUGAGCAGCAGGCCAUGCAGAUAGACGACAGAGUGAUGGACCUGCUGAGCACGACAGACCCGAGCAGCGUGAACCUGGACGAGGCAAAAGCUGAACAGAUACUCAGCCUCACCAACAACAUGCUUCUGCUAAUCUGCUCGCAGACGCCUAUAAUGAAGAAACUCAUCAAGAGCUAUUCCAGUGAGGUGUGUCUGGAUCCAGAGACGGCCCACCCAAAGCUCAUCAUCUCCCACCAAGGUGACAGUGCCACCUACACAAACACCUGGCAGCCGCUUCCAGACCUCCCUGGACGCUUCGACACCACCCUCAAUGUCAUCAGCUUGCAAGCGUUCAGCUUCGGCCGCCAUUACUGGGAGAUCGACGUGACUGGGAAAACUUACUGGGAGCUGGGCAUCACCUACCCAACCAUCCCUCGCAAGGGCACCACGGAGGACUGCUGGCUGGGCCGGGGCGGCGAUUCCUGGUGCGUGGAGUUCUUUGAUGGGGAGUACACAGCCUGGCACGGAGGACUGCCCCAUCAGCUGACUUUCACCAAACGCUUCUGUCGGGUUGGUGUCAUGUGUAGCUUACCCGCAGGACUGGUGACGUUUCUUGAGGCGGACAAGAUGGCGCCGCUGUUCUCGUUCUGUGUGGGAACCUUUUCAGACUGCCUCCACCUGGCCCUGUGUCCUGGGCAUGACCACAAUGGCACCAAUGCAAAUCCUAUUGUAAUAUGUAGUGCUCUUUCUCCCACCAGGGAUCUCUGAUGAGUCCUUUUAAUCACAUUUAAAUACUACACAUUCAUUCCAGUGUGUGUCUUAAGCUUUCAGAUUAACAGAAAUAUGCACAGUAUUUUUUUAAAAGGAGUCAUUUAUCCUUAGAUGCACCUGGUGUUAGUAUGUGGAUCCAAAGUCUACAUUCAAACAAACAAUGGACUCUUUGCAAAUAUGCUCUCUGAGCUUGUGUGUUCAAUCAAAAGUGCAGGCUUCGCCCAUUUGCUCAAAACUCAGUUGAAUGAAUUUCAAAAAGAAAAAAAUAUAUAUAUUUCAAAGGUGGCUGAGACAGUGAUAUUGAUUUUCAUGUUCAUGUUCAUUAAAAGUGGUUAGGAAUCGUUUUUUUACUUGGUAAUAUCGUUAUUAUUACAAAAAAUAACCAGGCAAGAGCACAGCUAAAAUCAAUAAAACUGACUCAGCAGCAGGGACGGAUGCCAGACAACCUCCUCCGAAU